Molecule: messenger RNA, 309 nt
Organism: Sphaerulina musiva SO2202
Lineage: Eukaryota; Fungi; Ascomycota; Dothideomycetes; Mycosphaerellales; Mycosphaerellaceae
Exons: 3
Coding region: 1-309 (102 amino acids)
Source: RefSeq, a predicted model, not a curated record
AUGCUGUUUAGGAGCAUCAUCAUCACCCUUGCAUCAGUUGCUGGAAUCGUCGAGGCCGCCAAAUAUAAGAGAUGCAAAUGCCACGACAGCAACACCGGCCUUCAAGUCGAUUGGGCUACUGAAAAAGCCUGCAACGACUACAGGGAUGAUAUCCCAGCCCGUGUCCGGUUCAGCUAUUAUGAUAAUCGCGCAUGCAUGCCAAACGAGUUGGAUUAUAUCGACGGUGACACGAUUAACAACGAACUCUUCACUCUCAAGUGUUACCGAUAUGGUGACACUUACGGUCAAUAUUGCUGGUUCAAGGCGUAG